AUGGUCCUAUACCGGAUUAUCGACGAUAUUCUUACGCGCCGGAUCCCCCUUCGGCCAACUCUUGAGGAGAAGGAGGUCAAGGAAGCUGCCCUUGAGGAGGUUGGUGAUAAUGCCUAUAGGUGGCAGCCCUUGGUAGAUUCCCUCACCAAGCAGUUCUGCUCUCGGCUACCACUGAAGGAGGAGUACCAGCGACGCCUGGCACAGUUGCGAUUUGAAGGCACUCGCUCGUGCGAUUCCUUUUUGCGGAAGGUUAAGGGUAUUUAUGUUUUGUAUGGUGAGGUAUAUCCUUCCGAUCGGAGUGAGUUGAAAUUGAUGACCCGCCUUAUCGUUGGUAAGCUCCCUAUGAAUCUUAGGAAGCAUACUGUUGAUAGAAUACGCAGUUGUCAUCAAGCAAUGUCAGGAGGGGUGUGGCAUUUUGAAGAUGAUGUCCACCAGGACUGGGAAUCUCUUCUUCCUCUUUUCUCUACUUCUGGUCCGAGUGUCUCUGGGGCUAUAAGGUCGGCGUGUCGUUCGUUUGAGGACUCUGAGGUGUUGGGCAAGGACCCUACUGUUCACAGUCAUCCUACUUCGUCCCCUGUUAAGGUUGCUCGUAUUCAGGAGAUUGAGAACAUCGAGAAGUCCUGUGUCUCCGUCUUCUAUGGUGCUGGUGCCGACUCUAAGAACCGUGAGAAGGUUAAAGCUCUGACGAAAGCCGAUGUGGUCUAUUGUGGUAAGAACCGUAGAGGGAAGCCGUAUUGUAUAUUCGGGUUCAGUAAGGAGACCUCGAUGCCUGAUGGAGACUUUUCCAACGGCCAGUUUUUCGUUCGACCCUAUCGUUGCCGUCAAUCGUCUGGGGGUGAAGGGUUUCGACUCUCACGAGGAUUGACUGAUAAGAAUUCUCAAGUAGAGAAGAGUCGGGAUGUGGUUGCCCAUGCGGUUACUGGUGGUGGUAUUAUUCCCCCUGAGAUCGUGUUGAAGGCUCAGUUCUCUCCCGAUUCUAGUCCUGGUGAGUGGUAUCAAGUUGAGGCUGUAGUGGAUACUGGUGCUGGACUCUCGUAUUGGCUUGGGAAUGAAGUUCCGUGCGACCCCAGCGAGAAGGUUGAUGUGUCUAUUGUUGAAUUGGCAGAUGGUACUGUAGUCAACGUAGGGAAAGAGAUUCGUCAAUGGUGGACUAAAGUUGAGAAGGGUACUGUGGACUCUCCGUUCAAAGCGAAUGUUUUUCUGCUUGGUGGCGAAGGGAUUCCUGGUGCCCGUAAAGGCCGCUUAGUUUGUGAUUUUAGAUCUGCUAAUAUGUUGUUGCCGGAUGCUUCCAGCUUUGUCCCUUCUACGGCGGCUAUAUUUGUGCGAUUAAUGAUCGCCUCCCCUACCAUUUUAUUGGUGGGGGAUGCAACUGCCGCGUUUUAUCAUAUGUUGUUGUAUGCUGGCAGUGAUGUCUUUGUGAGUGAUAGACUCACGUUUGGAGUGAAUGUGGGUCCAGCUGGACUUGCAUCCUCCCUUUGUGCUAGUGAGGAGGAGUUGGCAUGUCAUUUUGGGAGCGACCUUUUCGAGUUGGUGGUCGAUGAUUAUAUGUUUGCUGAUAGAACCGUGAAGGUUCCUGUCCGUGACCUCUCCCUUUGGCUUAACACUCUUGAAGCUGGUGGUCAACAUACGCCUUAUCGUAAAUUUUCUGCUUUGUCUACUCCGGAACUGCGAGGAGAUUUGCAGAAGGCGCUCUCUGAUCGAGGAGUGACGUGCUCAGUCGAAGAAACCGGGAAGUAUCUCGGUGUUAAUCUUCGAUUUUCUGGCGGUUCCCUAGUGUUGGUAUGUGAACGCUUGGCUCGGCUCAAUCAAGCGGCCGAUAAGGCUGAGGAGAUACUGAAGGCGUCAUCCUUUACUCGACGAGAGAUCUUUGGGCUAGCUGGUCUAUUGGGGGUAGAUCCACUCCUCCAACAUUCUAUUGAUCGAGCCCUUGCUGACGCCUUGAGAAGUGUGGCCGGAAUGAGCUCGGUUCAUCUCUCCUCGUGGGAUGCCUUGAUUCCUAUAGUGUCUUCUCCGGCUAUGUUACCCUUGUUGAAAUGGGUUAUUGAGAGAAGAGAUGUUGCUGGUCUGUGUGCGCAUCGUGUAGGCCUUCCGCUACCAGAAAGAGGCAAUCUGUUGUUGCAGUCUGCGUCCGAUGCCAGUCUUUCUGGGGGUGGCUAUGUUAUCGAUUAUGUGGUGAAUGGUGAUACGACCGUUAUGUUGCGAGAAGAUUCUUGGCGGUGGCGUGCUAGUCAAGUGGCAUGGCACAGCAAUAGGAGGGAGCUGUGCGCCCUACUUAGGUGUCUACAGUCCAUUGGUGAUAUCGUGACCGCCACCUCAGCUUUAUGCCGUAAGUCUAAGGUGUCUUACGAUAUUCGUAUUUCCUGUGACAAUCGAGCCGCGGUAUCAUGGUCUUCUGCUACUACUAUGGGUCUACCCACAGCCCCUAGGAGCAAGUCUAUUGAGAGGCGUGCCAUUAGUCGAUUACUAGGCGCGUGUGCAGAUGAAUGUGCGUCUAUUAGACGAACAGUCCCAGGAUCCACCAUCUCGGUGACGUAUUUGAGUGGAGAGGAUAACCGGGUCGCCGAUAGUUUGUCACGACUUUUUGAACGACAGUGUGAGCUCCCUGAUGGGACUAAAGAUGCGCUCUGCCAAGUUUUACUCCGGUCUGAUGCUGGUAGUAUGCCAUCCCCAGAUGCUCCGAUGGAAGAGAUGGCCUCAUAUAUUGUUGCAGAAGAUUCUGCCUUUUUGGUGGCCGGCUCUGAUGUUGUUGAUUCCCGAGUAUCAGGGGUUCUCGCCGAUAUUAUGUUACGAGGUGAAACGUGUGUGGUAAUUACAGAUGCUGUCUUCUCUCUUCGGUCUUUAUCGAGAGUUGGUCCUGCCAGUUCUCCGUCUCUAGUUGAGUCCAUUGCAGGAGAAGCUUGGGAUCUUUCGGGCGCGCUUACUCUUUGUGGUGUACUCCGGAAGGUUAUCAGGGCGUGGGCGUCCACUGUGCACUGUUCUUCCGAUGAUCUACCAUGUGACGAGUUGGUCACUUUGGUUCGUAGUGCUCAAGGUCUUCUUCCGGAUGAUCAACGGAAGCGGCUAGCUUUCCAUCGUGAUAUAAAGGAUAAGCUUGGGACCGAUGUCUAUGUGUUGGCUUCAUCGGCUCCUUGGGAAGCGGGUCGUUCGAACCGUUUGCAUGGUGUGGCUCUCUCUGUUCUGAGGAAGGCCUUACGUCAUGUUCGUGGCCGUAUACCAGAUGAUGAUGGAGAGUUCGGCCUUCUCUUGGACUAUUUGUCGUUUAUUCUCAACUCCCGCCCAUUGGGACGUCUUGUUGAGAUUGAUGCGAAGACGAGGCCUGUGACACCAGAUUUGCUGGCAUUUGGUUAUGAAAAACAAGUUGGUCCUCUUCGAGUAUUGGGUUUUCCUCUCAAGUGUUUUCCUGCCAGAGAUGCCUUGGCCUUCCGUAAGUAUUAUCUUGAAACCUACUGGCGGUCUUUGCGAACUCAUGUUUUGGAGACUCUUGGUAUUGGUAAACAGCGUCGCUGGUCUCCGUAUGUGGGCGAACCUGUUGCAGUGAUCCGCCAACGUAUGCGUAAGGCGGAUCUUGGUGGUCGUAAGCAAAUGGAGUCAAUCCACAACUUGUGCCCCUUCGAGCAGACUGAUAAGUUCUUCCUACAAGUCCUCUAG
Messenger RNA from Perkinsus marinus ATCC 50983, 3648 nucleotides. RefSeq lists its product as hypothetical. Bases 1 to 3648 code for a protein of 1215 amino acids. The transcript has 7 exons. The record is from RefSeq and is a predicted model, not a curated record. NCBI's taxonomy places the organism in Eukaryota, Perkinsozoa, Perkinsida, Perkinsidae.